Molecule: messenger RNA, 781 nt
Organism: Dimorphilus gyrociliatus
Lineage: Eukaryota; Metazoa; Annelida; Polychaeta; Dinophilidae
Source: the annotation of a GenBank genome assembly
AUUACCAGUUUUCACUUGAACAAAAUAUCAGCUCUUUGUAUAGUUAUCGAUAAAUACUACCGAAAAUGGCGAAAGCAGCUGAAGAGAUCCAAAGGCAAUUUCAAAAAGAGAUGGACGCUUUUAAAGCGAAUCAAGUGGAUUCUCGUAAAUGCCUAACUGCCAGGCAACAGUUAGAAGCCCAGCUCACCGAAAAUAAAAUGGUUAUGGAAGAAAUGAAAUUGUUGGACGAAGAUGCUUCUCUAUUUAAAAUGAUCGGUCCUAUCCUUGUUAAGCAAGAUUUUAUUGAGGCGAAACAAAAUGUUGAUAAACGUAUAGAAUAUAUUACUAGAGAAAUCUCACGACAGGAAACUUCAAUGAAAGAUUUGCAAGAAAAGCAGGAUAAAAUGAAGGAGACUCUUACUAAAUUGCAGAGUCAAAUGCAGCAGUUUGCUGCAGCUCGUUGAAAUUUUGUUUGCCAGAACGACUAUGACAGGGGAGGAGAGGAUGAAAUUCGCACUAUAGCUGGUAUUUAUCAACGAAAAGAAUUUUAAUUUGAAUUGAUUCAAUGGUUACUAUUGGAAUGGCGUCAGCAAGAAGAGAAUGAUAAUAUCCAAGCGGUAUUCAGGUGAAAUGUCUACUAUAAAAGAUUAAAGCUUCAAAUUGGCCGGCAAACUUUCUAGAUCUGAAGAUUAUAGAAUAUGUCUGGGGACACCUAAACACGACUUAUUUAUAGCGUUGUCAGACAAUUGAGGUCUAUAUGAGAACUAAACAUUAUACAAAAUAUUUUAAAUAAAAAUAAGAU